This is a messenger RNA of Anopheles coluzzii, 7357 nucleotides long. RefSeq names its product death-associated protein kinase related. The transcript has 4 exons. Lineage: Eukaryota; Metazoa; Arthropoda; Insecta; Diptera; Culicidae. Gene Ontology annotation, molecular function: ATP binding; protein serine/threonine kinase activity. The record is from RefSeq and is a predicted model, not a curated record. Bases 791 to 3304 code for a protein of 837 amino acids. Gene Ontology annotation, cellular component: nucleus. Gene Ontology annotation, biological process: protein phosphorylation; positive regulation of apoptotic process; intracellular signal transduction.
UUACUCGCUUUGUCUGCUUUGAUUGUCGGUCUGAUCAAACAGAGCGAGGAUACCACGCUCAUUUUGUUUUUUGGAACCACUCGCACGCACCGCAUAUCUCCCAUGACUAUCGCGAUGAUCACCGACGGAAAAUGUCGCAAUCAAGUGACAGACCAAGAGUUGGUUACACACAAUGUCACCAAGCAUGUGAUGGUCGUACCAACUGUUUGAGUCUCACCUCUGAUCAUGACAGUAGAGCUCGUGACGCUGACAUGAUUUUGUUUCAGCCAGAAUUUGUCAUGACUUGUUUGAAAAAAAAAAAAUGUCAUGACAUAGUGAUUGACCAGGCGAUGGUCGAAAAAAUGUCACGAAGCCAUGCAUUGCUCACACCAAUCGUUUUGAGUAUCAUAUCUGAUUAUCCCAAUUGAAUACGUAACGCUUAUAUGGAUUUUGUUUCAGUCAGAUCUUUUUAUUACAUUUUGCAGUAUCGGUAAAGGGGGGUUUCUUGGGAAAAUGUCUUGCUUUUUAAUUCGCUGUAGAUUUUAGUUCGCCUGUAUAUUGUAUGCUUGCUCCUAACACUAUGCAAACUUUACUUCGGUAGUAAAAUUAUGCUUUGCGAGCGGGAGGGGGGUAUAUUCGGAAAAAAAUCUGUGUUCUUUUUUUUUUGAGAGUGUUUGUGAACGCUCAGCGUGAUUGUUUCGUUCUGUUGUUAAGAUAUUCCCGUGCGUUCGAAAUUGAUUGUUAUUCAAAAAGAAAAUGCAACCAUUCAAUACAAUCCGUCAAAAUUACUCGAAAAGGAUGCAACUUUGAAAUGUUGAAACCAUUCGAAGAACAAGAAAAAUUACGAAGCCACAGAACGAAGAAAUCAAAUCCAAAACAUUUGCAUUGCUUUAAAGAGAAAGUCGCUGCGCAUCCCAAUAAUGUAUUGCACACGCGAAGAAUCGCCAAUGGUACGAAUAAGAUCUACGCUCUGCCCCCUAUGCUAACACAUUCCGCCCUUAGCACACUGCGCACCAGUAGAAUCGACGCACAAUCAUAUAGAAUAGAACAAAAAAACGAAAACAAAAAUCACCAUUAUAAACCUCCCUACCGCGUUGUUACCCAAACACGCGCGCACCACACACCAUUCUUCAGGGGAAUGUACGGAAUCGUGCGGAGUGCCAUAUCGAAGCAGUCCGGCAUCAGCUAUGCGGCCAAGUUUCUGCGCCGCCGGCGGCGGGGCCAGUGCUGCCUGAACGAGAUCAACCACGAGAUCGCGGUACUGAUGCUGUGUGCCGACUCGGACCACGUCGUCAAGCUGCAGGCCGUCCACGAGACGCGCUCGGAGAUCGCGCUCAUACUGGAGCUAGCGACCGGUGGCGAGCUGCAGACACUGAUCGACGAGCAGGGCCACCUGUCGGAGCAGAAGACGCGCGUCUGCAUGCGGGAAAUUUUGCGCGCCCUCCAGCACAUGCACAGCAAAUCGAUCGCCCAUCUCGACCUGAAGCCACAGAACAUACUGCUGGCGGGCAAAACCGUUGACGAUGGGCUCAAGCUGUGCGACUUCGGCAUCGCCCGGUUCAUAGCGGAGAAGAACAAGAUCUACGAGAUCGUCGGCACGCCCGACUACGUCGCGCCGGAGGUGCUGCACUACGAUCCGCUGUCCCUGCAGACGGACAUCUGGUCGAUCGGCGUGGUCGCCUACGUCCUGCUGACCGGUUUGUCGCCGUUCGGCGGAGACAGCAAGCAGGAAACGUUCCUGAACGUCACCAAAUGCUCGCUCACCUUUCCGGACGAGCUGUUCGACGGAAUAUCGAGCGAUGCGAUCGACUUCAUCAAGAGUGCGCUGCGCAUCAAGCCAAAGGAACGACUGACGGUGGACGAGUGUCUCGAGCACCGGUGGCUGAAAGAGAAGACGGUGUGCCUGCGGGAAGAGCUGCUGGCUGCCCGCGCAACGCUCAGCCGCAAUGGGACGGGCAUUGGCGAGUGGGACUACAGCACGACCACCACCACCACCCUGAUGGGUGACGAUGCGCUGCUGAAUAAAUGCGAACCGACAAAUGGUGAUGGUGGCGGAGGCGGUGGCGGCGGCGGUGGCGGAGCGUUGGUACUAGAGAAUGGCAGCAGCAACGGUUGUAACGUGGUGGGAGGAGUGGUGCGGCCGCACGAAACCGGUACGAAGCAGCAGCAGCAUAUGCUGGCAGCCGGCAGCAACAAUGGCACAGUAAUCGCACCAUCGGAAGAAAAGCCGCAGUACGAUGCGGGAGCGGGAGAAGGUGGAGGAGAUGAAAGCGACGAAGGAGGGGGAACAGCAUCUCCGCCGUCGCUUGCUGGUGAGUUAAGGCCGCUGCAGCGCAACAACAAUGGUGGUGGUGGCACCAUGGUAAUACCCUCCGAUGCUUCCUCCGCGUCCACCGAGGACAACAAGGAGAAUGUGAUUGUUGUGGGCGGCGGGGGAGGCGGGCUGGUGGUAAGCAGCGCCGCGUGUGCGCUGUUUCCGGACGCGCCGACCACGCCGAAGGUGAGCCGCAAGGCCCUGCCGGUCGAGCCGCUGAACGACGGGGGCGGGCUGCACUACAACCUUCAGCAGCACCACCACCAUCACCACCAUCUGCAGCAUCAUAAUCACCACCAUCAUCACCAUCACAGUAGCCAUCUUCAUCAAAACCACCAUCACCACCACCACAACCACCUGCAUCACAGCAAUGGCGCGAACAGUCACCACGUGCUCAAUUCGAGCCACCAACACCACGCCAAUCAGGCUGUGCUGCAUCCGGCGCCGCCCAACAACAAUAACAACAACAGUGGUGGCGUGACAGGUGCGGCUAGUGGUGGCCCCGGCAGCCCGUUCGUGUCCCGCCAAGGUUCACCGUCCUGUGUGAAGAAGUACAUACAGAAGAUGCACCUACAGCAGCAGUUGGUGGUGCCUGCUGGGGGCGAGAUGGCGACAACCACCACCACCAGCAAACAGGAUGCAAACACGAUGGUGUCACUCGAAGAGAUGGAGAGCAAAAUUGUAAGCCCCUCCGGUACGACAGGGAUGGCAGCGAGCAGCUGCAAUGCGAGCAGUAGUAACGGUGGCAACGUUGAAUGCUGCGACCCGCCCGAACAUGCUUCCUCCUUCGCCCCUGUCACACCACCGGUCAGCAGCAGCAAUGGGUGCAGCAGCAGUAGUAAUAGUAAUAGUAGUAAUAGCAGUUGCCGAACAACGGUAGCGGCCGGUGCCGCGCUAUGUGCAUUGAAUUGUACCGAAGCAUCAUCGGUAGGCGGUGCGGACAGCCGGCACCUCGCUUCACCCGGUCACAAGACGCUACAGCAGUGCGAAAAGGAUGCCAUUAUCUGCUGAUAAAAUAGGAUCGGCUAUUGUAUUAGUACGACGGUUGGUAGAGGUGUUAGACGAAGAAAAAACACACUCACACAAUGCGAGCAACAGAAACACAAAAUAGAAACAGUAAUGCUCGAUCGAAGCAUUAGUUUUCCCGUAGGAAAAGAAAAUUCAACUUCUAUCUGCUUAAGUAAGAUGAUCGAGAGAAGAGAGAAGGAGAAAGAGCAGAAGAGAAAAAGAGACGAAGAGAACGAGAAGAAGAAAAGGGAAGAAGAAGAAAAGAGAACAAGAAAAGAACAAGAAAAGAGAACAAGAAGAAAAGAGAAAAAGAAGAAAAGAGAAAAAGAAGAAAAGAGAAGAAGAAAGAGAAGAUAAAGAAACGAGGAGCCUUCGCAGGAGAAGAAGAACAGAAAACAAGAAGAGAAAAAUAAGAGAAAACAAUAAGAAAGAACAAGAAGAGAGAACAAUAAGAGAGAACAAUAAGAGAGAACAAGAAGAGAACGAGAAAAUUUAACCUUGGAAAAAGAGGGAGUAAUAUAUAUAUUAAUAUAUAUUACAGGGUUUUACAAUUCAUUUUGCUAUGUGUUCCGCAUAAUUUGUCGCUCACGAAACUUAUUUUGACACCUAGUAGGUAUUUGGACUAAUGCAAGUACAAAUACCUGCCAGGGGUCAAAGUAAUUUUCGUGAGCGACAAAAUAUGCAGGAGCAUACAUUGCAUACAAUGUCUUGGAAAGCCCCCUGUAACACGACACCGGGAUGAAAUGUGCUGCUCUGAAAGAGAAGAGUCAUUGUUGUGACGUAAGGCGCUUUGCGCUCGCUCCCACCCGCCCAAUGCUGAAAGAGAACGAUGCACAACGAGAAACAAAAAAAAAAAUCAGUCAGAACGAGGAAAACAGCUGCUUCGCCCCAACUUCUCAGGAAGAGGGCCGGGGAGAGAAGUGCUGUGGUUUUGUUACUUGGGGUUGGUGGGUGGGUGGGUUAGUAGGGUUCGGUACUUAACGAGCAAAGCACAGUAGCCGGGGUUACUAUAACACGUUGCCAAAAUAAUAGACUAUCUACGUAAGAGAACUUUGGUUACACACUGUGUGGGAGAGCAGGUAACACCACUUUGUUUUUUUUUGCUGGACGUAACACAAAACCACAAAUCCACACUGUUUAAGUGAGAGUGAGGGUUACAUGCAGAAGUGUGUACAUGUGGGUUACGCCGUUCAUUGGAAUUUGUUGGCGUUUUUUUUGUCUCUUGUCAGUUGGUUGUGUUUUGGCAACAAGGAUAAAGCCAAAUAAUGUUGCUAUUUUGUCGCUUCGAACCAAUAUCACCCCCCAAUACUGUUUGCGAACGGUUUUGCGCAGUUGGUUGAAUUGGUUCAAACUCCCACCACAUUAAUGAAUGCUAUUUUCCCCCCAAUUUGUCAUUUUUCUGUCACUAGAAGCAAAAGUGUUCUCCUAGAUGAUGGACCCACACACACACACACGUACACACUUAUUUAUAUAUUUACAUUACGCGUUGUGUAAACGUAAAAUCGCUGGCUCGACCAUAUCAUCAUCGUACGUGCAGGUGUGUAUGUGUGUGUGUAUGUGUUUGUUAGUGUUACAGGGGUUUUGCGAAUUAUCUUAAAACCUCGGUACACAACAGCGGAGUAGUAUAUCCCCUCCUGUAAGGAAGUAAUCUAAUCAAGAGCUUAAGCAAUUAUUGCUUCGGCAUUUGUUGCCGUCGUCGCGUGGCCGUUUGUUUGUGCUAUAACAAGGUGGGUGUGUGAGUGUGUGCUACUAAUAGCAAGAUUGUUGUUUCGCGAAUAAAAGGAACGGGAACCAUUUAGGGCGAAACACUUUACAAUGGCUUAUUUAAAAUUAAUCGAAGCAAGACUUAUGUGAAUGCAUUAUUCUUUAAGUGUGUCUAUACGCCCAAUACGAAUGUUACAAGCCUAAGCUAAGAUGGUGGAGUGGUUGGAGGAGAACGGCGGCGGCGGCGGGAGCCAGCAGGAAAACGGGAGCGCAGAGUUAGCUUCGGGCGGCGUACCAGCCAUUGAGGAAAAAAGCUACCGAGAGUGCAAAAAUGCUCCCUUUUCUCCUGACACCUGUCCCCCCCCCUCCCCCUUCUCGCUCGCUCCAGCACUCCCCUAUUCUAACCUUAUUAUGUUGUAGGAUAAAUUACUCGUUUUGCACAAGCAACAAAAGACAUACACAUAUACACAUAUACACAUCAGUUGAGCAUGAAAUGUGCGUUUUUACCAUUAAUAGGGAUAAAUUAUGUAGUUGAUUCCGUUUACAAAAGGAAGAAAAACAAAACCUAAUCCCGCGUGUAGCAGUAGUAGAAACACAGACGCGCACGAUUUAGGGGAAGGAGCGGACAGAAAAAAAGGACAAAGUUGUUCUACCAUGAUGUGCCUAAUGAUGUGUAACGCGCAAGGGAUGAAACAGAGCGAGAGAGAGAGAGAGAGAGAGAGAGAGAGAGUGGGGUACACAUUUGCUCCACACGUUUAUCACUGGAGAGCUGGCCUGAUGUGUUUGUGCGUGUGUGUGCGUGUGCAAGCACGCUUAGUAAGUAGAGCAUAACAUAUAGCCGCCAGGCGCAGUGCACCGGCAGUAACAGCAAAAUGGUUUUUAUUCGAUAGCCUCGGUUCAGUUUGUGCGCUUACUGUGUUUGGACGCGUUUGUAUAGAUAGCAAUUCGAAUGCAUUUAAUUAAUACACAUCCCCGCGUUACACAAAAAAAAACAAGAAAUUGACGAAAAACUAAAUUCCUUAACCUCCUUCGUCCACCCAUCCGUUUGUCAUUCCAUUUCCGUUUUUUUUCUUCAUAUACACAAGCAAGCAGUCUCUCGCUAGAAUUUAGAGCACCGUGUUGGUUUGUUUUUUUAAAUAACAGUUGCUUUAAUAUUCUGAACCUACAUAUACAGUGCAGUUAACACAAACUAUUAUACAAUGAAAGGAUUUGAGAGCGUUAGAGAGAGAGAAAAGAGUGACAAAGAAGAAAGUUGUAUGUGUGUAUGGGUUACUGAUAGUCAAAAGGCUGGGUUAAAAGCAGGGCGGCAGAACCCUAUCGCGGACCGGUUUCGACGCGAGUCAGGGAAGCAGAGGAAGCUCCGCGGAGUAUGUUUGCGAAGUGUGACAUCACUCUUUACGGUACAAAUUGUGUCUCCUGUGUUUGCAACUGGGGGUUUGUUUUCGUGUGUCUGCCAAAUAUCCUUUUUGUUUUACCGAGUCGCCUUAAAUCCUGUUUUAAAUGCGAUGUUAUUUUUACCACUGUGCAUGACUUACAUUUCUUUUCACACUCUCCCUGGUGUGUGGCCUUUCCAAUACCCACGCGAUCAGCAAAAUGUGUUCCUUUCCUUUUGUUUCUGAUUAAAAUUAAAACUUUUUUUACCCCCUGAAACUAAACAUCUUUUCUAAACAUUGCAGCCAUCCGUUGCCAUUUCGUACCCACAAUAAGUGCAUUUGUUUUGCGUUUGUUUUUAAUUUUAAUUCAGUUGCAUUUUUGUUUUUAGCAAGACAGAGACAAUGACCACACACACACACAUACACACAAUGAAAACGAUUGUAAGAUAAACUUUGAAACCGUCACAGUAAACGAUGGUGCCAGCCUUCGUGUUAAGAACGUAUUUAAAACAAAAACAAUAACAAAAACGCCCCCACAGUAACGUUGAUCCAAAGAAAUGAACAUUGAGGAAAGAGUUGAAAAAAGAAAAACCAUGCAAAAGUUUUUAAGCAUAAGACAGUGAGCGAGCGAGAAGGCAGCAAACAGGAAAAAACAUAGUUAUAGAAAAGGACCGCGUGCGUUAUAUUGAAUCACUCAGGUGUGUUUUUGUAGAGCAGAGAGCGUCCGGAAGAGAGCGGUGGGCCCCGGACGCUGGUUCACAUUUGUUGUCAUUAUCGACGCUCUCCAGUUGCGUUCUCUUGCGUGUACAAACGCACACCUGUGUGUGAGAGUGUACAAGUCUCGCGUACGUUGCCUAAGGGGGUUGUGAGCAAAGAAAAAAGCAAGUGAUCUAUAACUAUACAGUUAAGUUAUUUUUCUUAUACCUUUUCCCAUAAUGUAAAUAAAAAUUAACAACACCAAAACGGUCUGAACAUCCGA